Paramecium sonneborni is the source of this 1267-nucleotide messenger RNA. NCBI's taxonomy places the organism in Eukaryota, Ciliophora, Oligohymenophorea, Peniculida, Parameciidae. The record is from the annotation of a GenBank genome assembly.
AUUUAAUAUAUGGACCAUUUCUUAAGAUUCAUUAAUCCCCAUGUCUUUUUGGGAUGUGUACAAUUCUUACAACUACAAACAUCUAAAGAAAACGAAGCUCUUCUUAGUACAAGACUUUUUGAGAAAUUAAGAAAAAUAGGUGUGCCAUAAGAUAAAAUUGAUUAAAUCAUCUAACAAGAUAAUUUAAAUGGAAAACUUACAUCAGUUACAGAAUUACUUAAACUAAGAUAAAGAGCACUUGUAGAUUAUGUCUAAGAAAAUUUGUGGACUGUUGAAGAAGCCUAUUAAGCAUUAAUAAUAUUAUUUGAUUAAGGAGAAUAUGAAAGAGCUACAGAAAUAGUUGACAAUCUCUAUCCAUGUAUUGAAGUUACUGAAAAAUUAAAUCAUUUAAGAAAUGGAUUUCUAUGGGCUAGAUUAGUAAAUAUUACAUCUAUUUAUUUAGAAUUGUAAACUUAUUGGACUUUUUAAAAAUACCAAUAAUGCCACAUAAUGUAUUGAAGCUAUCAAAGAUCUAAUUAAAUAAGAAGAUUAAAUAAAAUAUAAUUUCAAAUAAAGAGCUGAUCUUUUACAUGCAGGAAUUUUAGUUUGUUUUAUUUCUGAUGAUACUAAUGCUUUCCUUGAAUUAUUCUCUGGUGAACAUUUCUUAGAAGUAGUACAUACAAUUGCACCUUAUUUAUUAUAUUAUUAUACUGUUGCAUUGUUAAUCAAUUAACAAUUUGUUGGUAAUAUGAGUCUUGCUAUUAUUGGAAAUAAUGCAAAUAAAUCUGUUAAAUAAUUUAUUUUACUUAAUUAUGUUGAAGAAAUCAUUGUUAAAUUUUAGUUUGAUAAUGCUAUCAAAAUGAUUAAUCAAAUUUCAAAUGAAAUCGAUUCAGAUUUUAUUGUCAAAUCUAAAAAAAUAUAAAUCAUUAAUGCAUGCAAACUUUAUUUCUUUUCAACUUACAUUAAAAUUUUUAAUGGUGUCUAAAUUAAGUACUUAUAAAUAUAUUCAUUUUUUUAGACAAUUUUCAACAUAUUUAUAACUUAAUGAAGAAGAAACUGAAUCAUGGUUGGUUAAUGCUAUUAGAAUUUUAAAUAUUAAUGCUAAAAUAGAUGGCGAUAAAAUUAUUGUGCAAAGAUAAGAUAUUAAUGCACAAAAUACAUAAGUAUUUAUUCUAUUAAAAUUAGUUAUUAAAACAAUUAAGAGACUUACAACCAAAAUCUAACAUGUUAAUAUCAAACCUUUAAAGAAUUAAUAAUAUUAAAUGAAUCAUGUAUAUUAUAUAGCAAU